This is a messenger RNA of Brugia malayi, 5118 nucleotides long. RefSeq names its product LD47622p, putative. Gene Ontology annotation, biological process: regulation of mitotic cell cycle; mitotic spindle organization. Gene Ontology annotation, molecular function: protein binding. Bases 1 to 5118 code for a protein of 1705 amino acids. Lineage: Eukaryota; Metazoa; Nematoda; Chromadorea; Rhabditida; Onchocercidae. Gene Ontology annotation, cellular component: mitotic spindle. The transcript has 37 exons. The record is from RefSeq and is a predicted model, not a curated record.
AUGUGUAUCUCUUUCGCAUCCGCACCGCACAUGCAUAUGGCGAAAUUAGAACGGGUAUUAGGUUGCACAGCUGUUUCACGAUCGUCAGUAUCAGUGGACGACAUCAAAGGCAUUGUAGCCUAUCCGGCUGGGGCUACUGUCAUUCUUUAUAAUCCAAGAAAUAAUGCCCAAGCCCAUUUAAUUGGUACAACGAAAAACAGCAUAACAUGCUUAUCGUUCUCUUUCUGCGGACGAUACAUCGCUACCGGAGAGGUAUUCUUAGAUGAAUUAAUUUUUUGGGAGUUAUACGACGCGAAAGGACAGUUUGCUUUUACCCAAAUUGUUGAUAUAAAGCAUCAUCAGUUAGGAAUCAGCUGUGUGCGCUUUACGCCUAAUGGUCACUUGGUAUCAGUAGGGAAUCAGCAUGAUCGCUCGAUCGUAGUUUGGGAUUGGCGAGCACAGCAAAAAAUUGCUGAAAAUCGUCUUACUUCGAAAGUUAAUUCAAUUGAUGUAACAGAACAAGGCGGAUGUGUAACGGUGGGGAUCAGGCAUGUCAAAUUCUGGCAUGUUACAAGGAAACCAGAGAGUUCCAAGAGUAUACCUUUACAGGGUCGUUCAGCAAUUUUGGCCGAUCAACGAAACAAUACUUUUUUGGAUGUGUGUUGUGCUCCCGGCAAUCGAACAUUUUCAGUUACAGAAACUAGUCUUUUGAUUGAAUUUCAUGACAAAAAGUUAGUGAGCACCUAUGACCUACACAGUGAAGUUCCACGGUCGAUAGUGCUUGGAAUUGGUGAACUUUUUAUUGGAUUCAACAAUGGUUUUAUAAGAUGUUUGGAUAUUACAACAAUGAAGCAUAAAUUUACAUUCUGUAAACCACAUUAUUUAUCAUGUGAUGUUGCGGAAGGAGUAAAACAAGAUGCACUGUCGCCUGAUUCACAUCCGAUAGGGUGUAGGUAUCCAGAUGUGCGAGCAUUAGCAUACAACAGGAAGACUGGAAUGCUUACUGUGGUUUAUAGCGAUCGAUCCAUUUAUACAUGGCAACAAACGGAUAAGAAUAUUCUCAAAAUUUCUUCACAGCUUUUUCAUGUUGGGCCAGUGAUUUCACUAGAGGUUUAUCCGUCAAAUUUCGAAUGGUUACCACAAAGUUCAAUCAUAACGGGUGGUGCAGAUCAAACUAUUCGCAUAUGGAAUGUGGAUCAUCUAUUAAGAUCAUUUGAUGAGAACAAGCGGACUUCUUUGCCAUAUGCGAAUGUAUUCUCGGAUGACUUGAAAAAAGUUAUUUUUAUUACCAAUAAUGAUUCUCAACUUAACGAAUCUCCAGAUGAAGUAUUUGGAGCAUCCAUGUCUGAUACAGGCAGUGGUGUAAAAUCUUUGAAAAUAAGUCCUGAUGGAAAACAUCUGGCUGCAGGCAGUCGAGAUGGAAAUUUAUCUAUUUAUGAUUUAACUGUACCAACUAUGGAAAUGAUUGCAUUUUUUGAAGCUCACGAAAGUGAUAUUAUGUGUAUGGAGUAUUCUGACCCACAAAGUGCUCGUUAUCUGUUAGCUACUGGAAGUCGCGAUCGCAUGGUGCACUUGUUUGAUCCACUUAAUGGAUAUCAACCAUUAGCAAGUAUUGACGAUCAUACAAGCACUGUCAAUUCGAUACUAUUCGUAGAGGAAGUUGGUAAUUUGCAGUUGAUAAGUUCUGCUGCUGAUCGUUCAAUUGUGAUUAGAAAGAUGGUCAAUUCAGAACCAUCUUUGGUGACUUUUUCACGUACAACUCAUAUAAAAUCGCAAUUUGGCUUGAACUUUGUCGUGUUGAGUGCUGAUGGAAUGGUUGCCGCUUGCCAGGAUCGUCAGCUUCGGACAUAUUCGUUUCAGGGAAGGCUUGUAAAGCAGAUUAAAGGCGCUGCAAGUGAUGAUGGACAACUCACUAAGGUACGACUGGAUCCAUCAGGAACUUAUGCUGCGGCAGUAUGUACAAAUCGAAAUGUUUAUAUCAUUGAUAUAGCCACGGGAGAAUUUGCUGCUAUAUUGACUGGCCAAUCAGAUAACAUUACAGAUAUUGCUUUUUCCGCUGAUUGCAGACGAUUAUAUGUUGUUUCCUAUAGCGGUUGCAUUUUCGUGUGGCGACUGUCCAAUUUCCUUGUCAGCAAAAUGAUGGCUAUACGAAAAUCCCAAAUCACCAGGAAUACUUGCACCACAGGAGUUGAAAAACUUUGUGAACGGUCGGAAACACCAGAUAGUUUGUUGGGGAGUGGCAGUGAUGCAGCUGGUGAUGAACACAUGGAGUAUACACGAAAUGCGAAGCUGAAAGAUUCAGAAUCCGAAUUUGGUUCUCUAAGCAGCAUUAAAAUUGGUGAUGAAGAUUCGGAUAGUUGUAUGGGACGGAAGCCAACAACAGUGAUUAUUAAUACUCCAUUCAGUAGUGUGAUUACAGAUGACAAUUUCGAACUGAAGCGAGUGACAACAGAAGUUGUGAGACGUAGUACAAGUGGGAUGAUGAAUGAUCAACUUACCAGCUGGGAUACUGCUUCAGCAGCUAAUGAUUUCUCCGAUGAUGAGCAAACGCCAACAUCAACAGCUGCAGGCGCAGGUAGAUCUUUAGGGACAAUGAACUUUGUCCAGCAGCAAUUAGGCGGUAACACGACCGUUGGAGGAGGAGAGGAUACAUGCACUAUAAGCAGUACACCUUUUAAUUUACGAUUUUCUCAAAUACCAGGGACAACUGCCGCAGCGGUGCACUCUAAUGGUACCGGAAAUGGUGCUGAUGGUGUUAAAGGGAGAAGCAUAGGCAGUCAUGGAUCAUCAGCUAUUGCAGCGGGAAGCGAUGCUUUAACACGAAAACCACGGAAAAAAUGGGAUGAUGUGUCACUUAGCCCCACUAGGGAUACACCAACUUAUGUUUCAUCAUUAAUAUCAAAUUCAUUCGAUGUGCCAUCCUCUGAAAUGCACAUCUCCCCGUCAUCCAUCCUGCCAUCAUCCUCCAAGGAAAAUAUGUUAAAUAAUUCUAUGACUAUGAAUGGUAAUCAAAUGCAAUAUUCACCGAGUUCACCCGAACGAAAUAUCCACAAGAAAAUACCGAAUUCCAUAUCAGAACCGGGAAUUGUUGAGUUGCAGCAACAUGUCUCUUCUCCACUCAAUAACACAGUGCGCAAUACCGAAGAAUCUUCUGAAUCAUGCAUCACACCAGUUAAAGUUUCGCCCUCAGUGUUCUCUCAGUCUCCUAGUUCGGCGUUUAGUCGGUCUAGCGUGAAACGUUGCAGUUUAACAAAACGUCUAAAAGGAAUCAGAAGUAAUGAGUCACAGACAGUAUGGACUCCGCCUUUGAUUGGUACCAGGCGAUCGGCAAGCAAUAUGCAUUAUACUACAGUAUCAGGACGAACAAUCCCAGUAACACGACGAAAAUCCGACUUGCACAUUACUUUGUCGCGUUUAUAUCAGCAUCAACAACAAGAAAAGAAUAAUUUAAACACCGCAGUCAUAGGUCGAGCUUUAAGUCCACUAGCUCGUUGCCAAGUGAUUAAUGAUGUCAUCAAAAAUCGACGAAUGACAAUUACAGGAGAAGAUGAUUACGCCUCAUCUGACCUCCAUUUACGCAGUCGAAGUCAAAGCCCGUCGCAGCUCGCUCUCAAUGUCCUAGGAAAUGGGAAACGGCAGCGACAAGAUUCUGAUAUGUCAACAUAUUCAGUUUUAACGAUGGCUUCUACUCGCUUGACACCAUCUUCAUCACGGACGAAUCUACGAGCUGUCACUCUUAAUAAGCAACAAUCGUCACAGACGCUAAAUCGAUUGGCAGGAUUGCGUGACAGGUUACGCAAGUCGCAGGAGAAUUUGGCUGGACCUCUGAAUGAUGACAGUUUCUCAGCAGUUUAUCCAAAUAUUAUGUCACGUUCAAAAUCAUUCGGUAAUCUUCGGCUAACAGCCGCUGCACCACUUAGUGGAAAUCGACCUGGGCUUGGUCCACUACUUAAUACUAAUAGCGAUGCUGGUAGAUCAUAUCUAUCACGAUUAAAUGCUGACAGCACUCCUGCUGGUGCACCGGGAUUGAAUAUUCGAAAUCGUUUGAUUGCUCGUUCAGUUGGUAAUUUAUAUAGUACUUCGGAAAGAAGCGAUACAUUAAAUGGUAACAAUCUUUUGAGCCAACCAGAAGUACCUUUGGGUGCAAAAACUGAACGAAAUUUGGCAAAAACUAUCGAGAAUCUAAAGAAAGCGAGUAACCCGGAUCUUUCGAAGUUUGAAGCUAGUGAAGCAAGUGAUGUUCUGCUUGAGACAGAAAAUGAACCGGAGCAUUUGUUUCCGUUAGCUCUUUCAACACGUAAUCAAAAGGGUAAAGGAGCAGUACAGAAGCGAGUUGAAAGAUAUCAGCCUCGAAGUCGGAUAUCUCGAGAUACGACAAGUGGUGAAAGUGAUAGUAAUAGUUCAGAAGUUAACGGGUCACCGCUGCUACAGACAGGUGGAACUUCCGGGCAACAAUUUACUCCACGGCGAUAUUUUACCACCAUUAAUGGCACAAACAGGAGUAUAUCAUGUAUUGAAACUAUGCCAAGACAAAGCGUCCUUCAAACUCGUCGUAUUUUCGAACCGCUACAAAGGCACAGUUCUUCAAAUACGCAACGUCGAGUUCCAAGUUAUUUGGCUCAAAAACUUGCAAGUAGUGACAUAGUGGCACCAGAUGUGGGUAGCGAAGAAUAUUCGCAGCAAUCAAUACCAUCGAGUGAAGUGGUAGCUUUCCAGGAUUUCGCUACUAAAACUCAUCAAUCAAAACAAAUGGCAAAACAUAUAGCGGAAUGUUUAGAGCAGUUCAAUACGGGUUUGGAUAAAGUUUUGCAAGCACGUCAACUACUAGAAACUUCGCAAGAAUUACCAGCGGAUGAUCGCGAGACAAUGCUACGCUUAUUGAAUCAAGCAAUGCGAACAAGCCUUAAACGGAUGGAAUGCAAUGAUGACCGUUAUGAUCCAGAUGGACGACACAGCGAAAGCCCAAAUAGUCUUCCUGGUCAACGGCAAUGUGUCCCAGUUCAGCAACUUUCUAGCACUAGUGAUGGUAAUGCUAAUUUCCAUAACAUUACCAGUAACAUAGAUCCAGCGGAAUUUUUCCAGCGGCAUGGACAACAGUUGCUUGCUCUGCUGCAACAAAACAUGGCAAAACAGAAUUAA